This is a messenger RNA of Vicia villosa (hairy vetch), 1148 nucleotides long. RefSeq names its product pathogen-associated molecular patterns-induced protein A70-like. The transcript has a single exon. Bases 130 to 900 code for a protein of 256 amino acids. The record is from RefSeq and is a predicted model, not a curated record. NCBI's taxonomy places the organism in Eukaryota, Viridiplantae, Streptophyta, Magnoliopsida, Fabales, Fabaceae.
GACCAUAUAUUUCUCUAUUUACACCCCCACCCACCACUACAUAGUACAACACCAUUCACUUUGUUAUCAAGAACCUUUCACCUCUCUCACCAACAAACACACCCUCCAAAUUUAGAAACCACUUUUCAUAUGGCAGACCCAACAAGUUUCAUAGCAACAUGGUUCACACCUUCUUCCAUUUUCAUCUUUGUAAACCUCGUCAUUGGUACCAUAGCUCUCGCUUCUCGCUUCAAUGCUCCACCCAAAAACCAAACCAACCAACAACAUCAUAAUCAACAACAACAACAACAACCUCAACAACUCAACCGUUCACCUUCCCUUCUUCAACGUGUCAGGUCCUUCAAUCUUAAUUACUACAAUAACAACCACCAUAACGAGUCAGAGCCCGAGUCCGAGCCCACUCAGCCCCAACUCGUUCGACAACCGUCUUUAUUACAGCGAGUCGUAUCCUUCAAUUUCAACAAACAUGAACCACAACCCUCACAAACACAUUACGCUCAACCCGAGUCAGAAUCCGAGUCCACCACUCAGCCUCAACUCGUUCGAAAACCGUCUUUCUUACAGCGAGUCAUGUCCUUCAAACCAUCACAACCUCAACAUGUUCAAGCUGAAUCUGAAAACCUGUCUUCCAACCAGAUUUGUGAAGAGGAGAAUAGUAAGGCGGAGAUGAAGAAAUCUGCUAGCAAGAAAGAGUGUUCGAUGACGUCUGAAUGGGAGGAAGAGGAUGAAGAAACGGUGGAGAGAAGGAGGCCAGCGACGGCAGCGGCGAGAAGUGAAACGACGACGUGUAAAGAAGAUGAAGCGGUGGAUGCAAAAGCGGAUGAUUUUAUCAACAGGUUUAAGAAGCAGUUGAGGUUGCAGAGGCUUGAUUCAUUUAUCCGCUACAGAAACACCAUGUGAGGAUUUGAUGAUGAUGAUAGAGACAAACCUACAGUGCUAGUAGUAAUUGAAAGAGGAAAAACACAAACAUAUAGGAAAUUGUUUGUGUCAUGGCAUAAUAGUUUAGAGAGUUGUUUUUGUUUUUGUACUAAAUAGUAAAACUGGAAAAAUUGUUGCAUGUGUUUACAGUAUAUGUUAUCCAGAAACGUUUUGGGUGGAUGUGAUGAGAUUGUACUACAUUUGUAUUAAUACUGUUGCAGUUGCCACUA